AUGGCGACAUCAAAAUAUAGUGGUCUAAAACGACUAGCAGAUGAAAAGAUUAUUAACAGAUGGAAUUUGGAAUUUUACAUUUACACAGCACUUGAUGUAUUUCGAGACGGAGACUACGCUGCCUUCUGUCAAAUUAGGAGUAUAAUUGACAGUUUGACAGUCAGACCAAUCGACGGCAAUGGCGACCUUAUUGUCAAGUUGCUGUUCACGCAGUUUCUCUCUCGGAUAAACGAUGGAGACAAACUUGAUCGCACAUUUCAGAACACGUUACUUCCCCUUGAAUCAGCUCUGUUGGUGCUGGACCGUAUCGGCGAGGAAGUUGAUGUUCAGCAGCAGGACAUUGAGAGAGUGCGCAACUCCAUCAAAGAGAUGCUUGUUAUUUUGUGCAUCAGAAGCAAAGAGUUCAACAAAGCCAGUGACAUGCUACUUAAACAUUUCAAUAAAGGACUGGAUUGUGGCAGAGAGGUGACAUUUUUCACCAGUCUCAUACAGAGGAAAUGCAGCUCCCACCCUAGGCUUGACAAGAUUUCCUAUGAGGAUUUCAAACAGGACAUGCUGGACUUUAUUGAAAGACUGCACACCAUACCGGAACCUUUCUUGAUUAAGAAUGUCCGAAAAUUCAGAGAUGUGCGGGCUGAGAAUUUACAGACUUCAACAAAAGAUGGUGCCUCACAAGAGCUACAGAACAACCAAAGAUCUACACCUAUGCCCAGGUCUUCCACAGACUCGGAACAGCUGUCAGUCUCCAUGCUGAGAAAGGUUUACAUGGUCUUAGCAGAAAAGCAAGGAGUUGCUAUCCCCUUUUCCCAGCUCUUGGAUGAGGUGGAGAAGGAGGCAGAGGAGGAGAGUGGUAAUCCUUACUCUCAGGAACUAGUUCUCCAGCUUUCAGAGUCUCCUCUAGAGGAACUUGAAGUUGCUGAGAACCAUUUGGAAGAGGAGCCUCAUGAGCAGCAGAACACGGCUCAGCACCUGCUCAGACCAAGCACUUCUGAUCAGUGCACAGACACUUCUGCCCUCAACACUGACCUGGACAGCAGCAUGGAAACAGCCGUAGAGCACAUCUCUGAAAGCCCAAAGAGUACACCCGCAGAGUCACUCUCAGCUGACCCAUUACAGGACAAGAGCACUGAUCCAGAUCCUCAUCAGGCCAGUAUGCAACAUGACGCAGGCAGCCGCUCAGACAUUUCAGUACAGAGCCAGUCCAUUGACCCAGACAUGCAGGCUGAAUCGGUCUGUGCUGUGGAGGUCUGUCCUGAGGAUGUUGCUUGUCUGAAGUCUGUGUCUGUCACAGUCCCCAGGCUGGUGAUGGAGGAUGAUAGUCAUACUAGUGAGUCAGAGUUUGUCAGUCCCCACCAGCCAUCCACACCAGUCAGACAAGAGUCUGUAGGACUGGACCCAUUGAGCUCCUUGCCCACCGUCUCUCCUCCUGUCAGAACCCUCCGCAACCGUGCUGCCAAGUCACCAAGGCGCCAGACAGACAGUCACAGUGAGAGUGAAGAGAGAGAGAACGUAACGAUGGACUCCCCACUUUCAGACCAGCCAUCCACACCAGUCAGACAAGAGUCCGCAGGACUGGACCCAUUGAGCUCCUUGCCCACCGUUUCUACUCCUGUCAGAACUCUCCGCAACCGUGCUGCCAAGUCACCAAGGUGCCACACAGACGGUCACACAGAGAGUGAAGAGAGAGAGAACGUAGAGAUGGACUCCCAACUUUCAGAUAAGCCAUCCACACCUCGCCGCAUCAAACGAGGCAGAUGGAUGAAUGUGCCUGGGACUAAGGAGGACUGGAGUGAUGAAGAUUCUCUGUUCAGCUCAGCAGAUUCAAAGGGUAUUAGAAAUGGUGACAGUCAAGGCAAGAGGAAGAGGUGGUCUCAACAGGAGACCGAGUGGAUACGAGAGGGAGUGAGACGCUAUGGAGCGGGGAGAUGGGAGAAGAUAAAGAGUUCUUUCCCUUUCCAAGGACGCUCGGCAGUGAAUAUCAAAGACCGAUGGCGCACCAUGGUCCGUCAGAGGAUAGCAUGA
This is a messenger RNA of Chanos chanos (milkfish), 2022 nucleotides long. RefSeq names its product telomeric repeat binding factor a (gene terf2). NCBI's taxonomy places the organism in Eukaryota, Metazoa, Chordata, Actinopteri, Gonorynchiformes, Chanidae. Gene Ontology annotation, cellular component: nucleus; chromosome, telomeric region; shelterin complex. Gene Ontology annotation, biological process: telomeric loop formation; protein localization to chromosome, telomeric region; telomeric D-loop disassembly. Gene Ontology annotation, molecular function: protein homodimerization activity; double-stranded telomeric DNA binding; telomerase activity. The record is from RefSeq and is a predicted model, not a curated record. The transcript is spliced from 12 exons. The coding region runs from base 1 to 2022 and encodes 673 amino acids.